UCUGGAGAUAUAUAUAUAAAAAAAUAAUAGUAAUAAUAAAAUACACUUAUGUUUACACAGUUGAUUUACAGCCAACCAUUUGAUGACAUCUUAGUCAGUCGCCAUUUUUAAAUUUCAAACAGCUUUUCUGCUUCGCUUUUCUGGCCGCCGUGUGUCAACACAUCCUCUUGGCUGCUCAGCCGCCGUGUAACGGAGUGUAAAUGACAUUGCAGCCAGGAAAGGGGUAGUAGGAUGUUAGGCUAACAACGCAGUUUACAGGCUGCUAUGGGCCUUACACUCAUCUGACAGCCGAAGUCGCCAAUUCCUGUUGUUCAGCCCUGCAUAUAACGACCGGUGAAAAGAUGAUACAGAGGUCAAAGGCAGUUUCCUGGGCUUGUGUGUUUGCUGCUGCUGCUGAGUGACUUGAGUGUGUGAAUCUGCAGAUGUCGAUUGAUGACCGGGCUCUGAUCAUAAGGCAGAUGGCUGUUUAGUGAGAGCUCCUCCUUGUUCAUCUCCAAAUUUUAGAUCUGCUGACGCCAACAAUGUUUUGGAAGUUUGACUUGCACACAUCCUCUCAUCUGGAGGCUUUGCUAGACAAGGAGGAUGUCACCCUCACUGAGCUCAUGGACGAGGAAGACGUGCUGCAGGAGUGCAAGGCCCAAAACAGGAGACUCCUCCAGUUCUUCUGCCAGGACCAAUGCAUGCAAGAGCUAGUUCGUUUGAUUACAACAGAACCCCCUGCUGGCGCAGAAGAGACCAAACGUUUCAAGUAUCCAAACAUAGCAUGUGAGCUGCUGACAUGUGAUGUAGGGGUGAUCAAUGAUAAGCUCGGAAAUGAGGAGCCUCUGCUGGAAAACCUGUAUGCUUUCCUGGAGCAGCCGUCCCCGCUUAACCCCCUCCUGGCCUCCUUCUUCAGCAAGACAAUUGGGAAUCUAAUAGCACGGAAGACUGAGCAGGUCAUCAGUUUCCUGCGAAAAAAGGAAGGAUUCCUUUCAUUGGUCCUGAAGCAUAUAGAUACGUCUGCCAUGAUGGAUGUGCUGCUACGCCUUAUCAGCUGUGUGGAGCCACCUCCACUUCGGCUCGAGACCCUCACUUGGUUGAAUGAACAGAAACUGGCCCAGAGACUCAUAGAGCUCAUUCACCCUGAGAGAGAUGAAGAGAGGCAGACAAACGCUUCUCAGACACUGUGUGACAUCAUUCGUCUCAGCAGAGAUCAGGCCAGUCAGCUGCAAGAGAUUUCCCAGCCCGACCCGCUGCUCGCUGUGCUGGAAUCGCAGGAGUGUGUCGAGCAGCUGCUUCAGAAUAUGUUUUCAGGAGAGAGGGCUGAAAGCUGCAUUGUCAGUGGGAUUCAAGUUCUUCUGACCCUGUUGGAGAUCCGUAGGCCUGUGGUGGAUGGUGUCAUGGAUGCUCAGGGGUUUGAGAGAAGUUACACCAUUAACAGCAGCAUUUUGUUGGCUAUUCAACCACACCUAAUUCACUUUCACCAGCUACUUCUGGAACCACCUAAGCGAGAUCCCAUGCUGACUACUCUGGGUGUGCUGGAGGAACCGCUGGGGAACACACGCCUGCAUGUGGCCAGACUCGUGGCCUCUCUGCUUUACACCAGCUCUGCCAGCCACGCAGUCGUAGCUCAGGAGCUCUGCAGGCUCAAUACCAUGGAUCUCCUUCUGGACUUAUUCUUUAAGUACAACUGGAACAACUUCCUGCACCUUCAAGCGGAGCUUUGUGUUGCUGCCAUCGUCCGGCCGUGUGCCCAUGAAAUGAGACUGCAGCCCGGCUUCAGUUCCCAGGAUAAGUCCAAGCCUUCUCCAGACGCACCUCAAGAGCAGAAUACAAGUGAAUCCCCAACCUCUGAACCUUCAGUCACCUCCGACAACUCUGCCCACAACUUAAUGGUGACUCAUUUGUUCCAACACUGCCACCUUAUCCAGAGGAUUCUGGAGGCUUGGGAGGAGAAUGAUAAAAUCCAGUCAGAAGGCGGCAUGAGAAGAGGAUACAUGGGACAUUUGACAAGGAUUGCCAACACUGUGGUGCACAACCUGGAAAAAGGCCCAGUUCACACUCAAAUCAGUAACCUUAUCGCAGAGCUGCCAGAGGACUACAGAGGGCGCUGGGAAACCUUUGUGGAACACACACUGUCAGAAACCAAUAGAAAAAACACCAUAGACCUGGUCGGAACCGGAAACCCUCGAUCUUCUUCAGAGGAUGACAUGGAGAGCCCCUUCCCUAAAGAGCUGACAAUGCAGCAGGCCUUUUCAGACUAUCAGAUCCAGCAGAUGACGGCUAACUUUGUAGAUCAGUUUGGCUUUAAUGACGAUGAGUUCACGGAUCAUGACGACAACAUUGGUGCAACGUUUGACCGGAUUGCUGAGAUCAAUAUCAACAUUGAUGCAGGCCAUGACACCGCCAACACAGCUGUGUUUGAGGCCUGUUCUAAAGAAAGGAUUCAGCCUUUUGAUGAUGAUGAAGAAGACAUAUGGGAGGAAAAAGAAAUCAACUAUGCAGCACAAACAAAGUCAAGAAACAGGUUCGGUGGCUCCCCUUCCUCCCAAAGCCAAGCAGCCAGUCAGACGUGUGAGAGGACAGCAGCUUCCAGCACCGACGCUCCUGACAGACCUGCAGACUCUGAUUCUGAGGAGGAAGACAAUAAAGACGAAUUUGAUCCGUUUUCAAGCCAGGGCCAGACAGGUGCACCUCCAAGUUCUGACUGGGUUGCAGACUUUGGAGAGGUGAACUCCACAGCUCCUGCGGCUGGAGCAGCGUUUUCCCCCUGGGACGCUCCGGUCUCCCAGCCAGCUGCAACAGAGACGGAAGAUAAAGGGUGGGCCAAGUUCACAGAUUUUCAGCCUUUCUGUUGCAGCUCUGAAACGGGCCCCAGAUGCAGCUCUCCUGUGGACUCGGACCUCAGCGGUUCAGACAGCACCAAACCAAACCCCAACCCAUGCGUGUGGAGUGCUUGUGUGGCAAGAAAAGCUCCUCUUGUGGCAUCGGACAGUUCCUCCUCCAGCAGCUCUGACAGCGAUGAAGAGGAAGGAAAGACAGAGUCCACUUCCAGUGAGACGGUUACCACGGAGACCAUCACCACAGGUGCAGGGAAGGAGACUAUCCGGCUGACUGUGGAUGCCAAAAAUGAGAGGGCAGUCUUUACGAGAGUUUUCCGACCGGCAUUCAAACGUGAAGGAGAUAAGGUGCCUAUAGAUGGACUAUCAAUCAAGGAAAAAGACAAAGAAGAUGAAAAAGAAAAGAAACAUGGAAACGGCUCUAGCACAGUUACCGCCAGUCCAACCAACCAGUCGGCCGAUGUCAAACAAGAGAUGCAGUCCCCUGCUAAUGGACCGGCCUAGCACCGCAGCACAGGCCCACGUUUCCCACUCUUUUUUUUUUUUCCAACGCGCAGCCAUGCCCCCUUUUUUGCUUCCGGUUAGCAGAACCCCAAUGCCCUUUUGUUGUCUGAAGACAUGUAAGUGAAUAAAGAUCGUCUGUUCUGGGAUCAAACAGCACUGAUGCUGGAAAGUAGACAUCCGCCCAUGGGUAGUAUUGAUGUCUCAUAUGCGCCUUCAUGACAUAAUUACAACUAAAAAGCUUCGAGGAGGC
Molecule: messenger RNA, 3573 nt
Organism: Poecilia latipinna (sailfin molly)
Lineage: Eukaryota; Metazoa; Chordata; Actinopteri; Cyprinodontiformes; Poeciliidae
Gene: ppp6r2b
Product: protein phosphatase 6, regulatory subunit 2b
Exons: 26
Coding region: 522-3323 (933 amino acids)
Cellular component (GO): cytosol; nucleus
Molecular function (GO): protein phosphatase regulator activity; protein phosphatase binding
Source: RefSeq, a predicted model, not a curated record